AUGGCGUCCGCUUCCAACGACCGCUACAAACUCAUCUUCUUCACUCCGCCUCAAGAUCUGCCAAAGAUCAAAGAAGCCAUCUUCGCAGCAGGAGCCGGUCGUUUCAAUAAUUACACCGAAUGUGGCUUCACAUCACCCGGUGUGGGCCAGUUCCGACCCGGCGAUGCUGCAAACCCGCACAUUGGUGAAAGAGGCAAAGUGGAAGAGGUAGGAGAGGUCAAGUUCGAGACUGUGUGCUCUGGUAGGGAUGUGACGAAAGAGGUUGUUGCGGCGCUGAAGAGGACACAUCCAUAUGAAGAGCCGGCGUACGAAGUGUACAAGCUUGAGGACUUCUGA
Fulvia fulva is the source of this 336-nucleotide messenger RNA. RefSeq names its product GTP cyclohydrolase 1 type 2. The record is from RefSeq and is a predicted model, not a curated record. The transcript has 2 exons. The coding region runs from base 1 to 336 and encodes 111 amino acids. NCBI's taxonomy places the organism in Eukaryota, Fungi, Ascomycota, Dothideomycetes, Mycosphaerellales, Mycosphaerellaceae.